This is a messenger RNA of Oncorhynchus nerka (sockeye salmon), 8142 nucleotides long. RefSeq names its product cyclic nucleotide-gated cation channel. Gene Ontology annotation, molecular function: intracellularly cGMP-activated cation channel activity; intracellularly cAMP-activated cation channel activity; cGMP binding. Gene Ontology annotation, cellular component: intracellular cyclic nucleotide activated cation channel complex; plasma membrane. The record is from RefSeq and is a predicted model, not a curated record. Gene Ontology annotation, biological process: monoatomic cation transmembrane transport. The transcript is spliced from 7 exons. Bases 302 to 2407 code for a protein of 701 amino acids. NCBI's taxonomy places the organism in Eukaryota, Metazoa, Chordata, Actinopteri, Salmoniformes, Salmonidae.
AAGAAGUGCCUAUGCUUUCCACAAGUGAAGAAAGGAGGAGACCCCAGAGGAAGAAAGAGGAACCACUUCAAAAACCUGACACAAUUAGAGGACGUGACAUGUUGACGAAGCAAGGAAGAGGUAUGAAAUGUGUUGGCUUGGUGCUCCUUCAGUAAUGCAUGAUCCUGCAGUUCCAUCUUCUCCGCAAUGGAAACAAUAGCUGGAAAGGAACUCUGGUUUUCUUUGAAAUGGCCAUAAGGAUUUUACUGGAGUGAUUGGAGGCAAGUAGGGUAUAGAAACAAGCUGCUCAUUUCAGCUGAAGAUGACAGGCCAGGUGGCCGACAGAGACUUGUCCCCCCAUCGUCUCUCAGUGAAGACCACUGUGGAGGAGGAGCCAGAGAGGGAGAGAGCUGAGAGUACUCUCAGCAGAGUGCCAUCAGAAUGUGAUCAUGAUAAUGAUGACACAUCCUCAGAGCUGGCACGGGUGGCCGCUCUCGAUGGUGGACACAACUCAAGGAACUCUUUUCAAGGACGGGGAGCUCUGUCUAGAUUAGUGAAUUUGGUGGUGAUUCUGAGGGAGUGGGCACACAGGAGCCUUGUAGAGGAGGAGGAGCGGCCAGACUCUUUCUUGGAACGCUUCCGUGGCCCUGAGCUAAGGACUGCCCCUAGUCGCAUCAGCAAUACGCAGCCUGAUGCCAAUGGCAACAAUACCAAAGGGAGAUUUAGGAAAAAAUGGGGUGUGUUCGUUGUGUCCCCAUCAGACGACAUGUACUACCGUUGGCUGUUUGUUAUUGCUAUAGCUGUGCUCUACAACUGGAUCCUCAUUGUGGCUAGGGCAUGCUUUGACAAACUGCAGACAAGCAAUUACAUCUGCUGGUUGGUGCUGGACUACCUUUCAGACGCUUUGUACAUCCUGGACACAUGUGUCCGACUCCGCACAGGGUUUCUGGAGCAGGGUCUGCUGGUGAAGGACCUCUCCAAGCUGAGAGACAGCUAUGUCCGCACAUUUCAGUUCAAGCUGGAUGUCGUGUCCAUCCUACCCACUGAUCUGGCCUACAUAUCCACAGGAAUCCACACCCCAGAGCUCAGAUUCAAUCGCCUGCUGCGAUUCCCACGCAUGUUUGAGUUCUUUGACCGCACUGAGACACGCACGAACUACCCCAACAUCUUCCGCAUCUGCAACUUGGUGCUCUACAUCCUGGUCAUCAUCCACUGGAACGCCUGCAUCUACUUUGCUAUUUCCAAAUCUCUAGGGUUUGGCUCUGAUACCUGGGUGUACCCCAACAUCUCCAACCCCGAGUAUGGCUCCCUAACCCGGGGCUAUGUCUACUGCCUGUACUGGUCCACCCUCACCCUCACCACUAUUGGAGAGAUGCCUGCACCUGUACGGGAUGAGGAGUAUCUUUUUGUGGUCUUUGACUUCCUCGUUGGGGUGCUGAUCUUUGCCACGAUUGUGGGUAAUGUUGGCUCCAUGAUUUCCAACAUGAAUGCCACACGUGCAGAGUUUCAGGCCCGUAUUGAUGCCAUCAAACACUACAUGCACUUCCGCCGGGUCAGCAAGGAGCUGGAAGCACGCGUCAUUAAGUGGUUUGACUACCUCUGGACUAAUAAGAAAGCAGUGGAUGAGCAGGAGGUAUUGAAGAACUUGCCUAACAAAUUGCGGGCUGAGAUCGCCAUCAAUGUGCACCUGGAGACCCUGAAGAAAGUGCGUAUCUUUCAGGACUGUGAGGCUGGACUGUUGGUGGAGCUGGUCCUGAAACUCCGGCCACAGGUCUAUAGCCCAGGGGACUACAUCUGCCGCAAAGGGGACAUAGGGAAGGAGAUGUACAUCAUCAAAGAGGGGAAGCUGGCAGUGGUGGCAAAUGACGGGGUCACACAGUACGCCCUCCUCACCGCCGGCAGCUGCUUUGGGGAGAUAAGUAUCCUCAACAUCCAGGGCAGCAAAAUGGGAAACCGCAGGACGGCCAAUAUCCGCAGCAUCGGCUAUUCUGACCUCUUCUGCCUCUCUAAGGAUGACCUGAUGGAAGCAGUGACCGAGUACCCUGAUGCUAAGAAGGUGCUGGAGGAGAGGGGGAAGGAGAUCCUUAUGAAGGAGGGCCUCCUGGAUGAGAAUGCAGAGGCUGGCAGACUGGGUGGAGAGGACACUGAGGAGAAGGUGGAGAGGCUGGAGUCCUCUCUGGACACCCUGCAGACGCGCUUCGCCCGCCUGCUCAGCGAGUACACGGCCACACAGCAGCGGCUGAAGCGGCGCAUCACCAACCUGGAGCGCCAGCUGUGCCACACGGGCUGCGGGAUCCUCUCAGACGCAGACCUCUCUGACGAAGACUCAGCUUCUGAGGCUGAGGCAGACACUCUGGCCGCUGCCAAUACCGUUGAGCAGGGUGACCAUGGAAAUGAUGAGCCGACUGAAUCCACUGUUCAAACUUGAAAGCUGCCUGAGACCAUGGCUCUAGGCCUAGCACUUUCUAAGCACUUUCAAAUUCACAAGGGUAUGCACAAAUGUACAAUAUAUUUCCUUCCUAAUAAGAAAAUAAUUUUCAUAUUAACUUUAUGACGGUUGCAUUAAGAGUACAGUGCCUUCAGAAUCUAUUCACACCCCUUGACCUGUUCUAUAUUUUGUUUUGUUACAGCCUGAAUAGAUUUCAUUUAGAUUUCGUGUCACUGGCCUACACACAAUACCCCAUAAUGACAAACUGGAAUAGUUUUUUUUGCAAUUUUGCAAAUCAAUUAAAAAUUAAAAUCUGAAAUGUCUUGAGUCAGUAAGUAUUCAACCCCUUUGUUAUGGCAAGCCUAAAAAGGUUCAGGAGUAAACAUGUGCAUGGACUCACUAUGUGUGUAAUAAUAGUGAUUAACAUGAUUUUUUAAUGACUACCUCAUCUCUGUACCCCACACAUACAAUUAUCUGUAAAGUCCAUAAGUCGAGCAGUGAUUUUUCAAACACAGAUUCAUCCACAAAGACCAAGGAGGUUUUCCAAUGCCUCGAAAAGAAGGGCUCCUAUUGGUAGAUAAAUAACAUUAAAAACAGACAUUGCAUAUUGCUUUGAGUAUGGUGAAGUUAUUAAUUACACUUUGGAUGGUGUAUCAAUACACCCAGUCACUACAAAGAUACAGGCGUCCUUCCUAACUCAUUUGACGUAGAGGAAGGAAACCACUCAGGAAUUUCACCAUGAGGCCAAUGGUGACUAAAACAGUUACAGAGUUUAAUGGCUGUGAUAGGAGAAAACUGAGGAUGGAUCAACAACAAUGUAGUUACGUCACAAUACGAACCUAAAUGACAAAGUGAAGAGGAAACCUGUACAGAAUAAAACAAUUCCAAAACAUGCAUCCUGUUUGCAAUAAGAAACCAAUAUAAAACUGCAAAAGACCUGGCAAACAAAUUAACUUUAUGUCCUGAAUACAAAGCGUUAUAUUUGGGGCAAAUCCAACACAUCACUGAGUACCACUCUUCAUAUUUUCAAUCAUGGUGGUGGCUGCAUCAUGUUAUGGGUAAUGUCUGUCAUCAGCAAGGACUAGGAUUUUUUUGGGGGAUAAAAAGAAACAGAAUGGAGCUAAGCCCAAGCAAAAUCCUAGAGGAAAACGUGGUUCAGUCUGCUUUUCAACAGGCACUGAGACAAAUUCACAUUUCAGCAGGACCUAAAACACAAGGCCAAAUAUACACUGGAGUUGCUUACCAAGACAAUAUCGAAUGUUCCUGAGUCGUCUAGUUAUAGUUCUGAUUUAAAUUGGCUUGAAAAUCUAUGGCAAGACGGAUGUCUUGCAAUAACCAACUUCACAGAGCUUGAAGAAUUUUUAAAGAAUAAUGUGCAAAUAUUGUACAAUUCAGGUGUUGAAACCUCUUAGAGACUUACCCAGAAAGACACACAGCUGUAAUUGCAGCCAAAGUGUGAAUACUUACAUAAAUAUCUAAUUUAUGCAUUUCAUUUUCAAUACAUUUGCAAAAUAUUCUAAAAACAUGUUUUCACUUUGUCAUUAUGUGGUAUUGUGUGCAGAUCAUUGAGAGAAACUAUUUAAUCUAUUUUGAAUUCAGGCUGUAACACAACAAAAUGUGGAAUAAGUCAAUGGGUAUGAACACUUUCUGAAGGCUCUGUACGUGUCAAGGUGUGUAUAAAGGCGAAGUCAGGUGCAGGAGAGCAGAGUAUGAUAAAUUAAGCUCACUUUACUAUAGUUCUAAACCGGGAGCACAACAAAACAAACGCGCUCAAAAAACGGAACAAUAAAGUAAAGCGCAAUUAAAUCAAAUCAAUUUUUUUUAUAUAGACCUUCGUACAUCAGCUGAUAUCUCAAAGUGCUGUACAGAAACCCAGCCUAAAACCCCAAACAGCAAGCAAUGCAGGUGUAGAAGCACGGUGGCUAGGAAAAACUCCCUAGAAAGGCCAAAACCUAGGAAGAAACCUAGAGAGGAACCAGGCUAUGUGGGGUGGCCAGUCCUCUUCUGGCUGUGCCGGGUGGAGAUUAUAACAGAACAUGGCCAAGAUGUUCAAAUGUUCAUAAAUGACCAGCAUGGCCCAAUAAUAAUAAGGCAGAACAGUUGAAACUGGAGCAGCAGCACGGCCAGGUGGACUGGGGACAGCAAGGAGUCAUCAUGUCAGGUAGUCCUGAGGCAUGGUCCUAGGGCUCAGGUCCUCCGAGAGAGAGAAAGAAAGAGAGAAAGAGAGAAUUAGAGAGAGCACACUUAAAUUCACACAGGACACUGAAUAGAACAGGAGAAGUACUCCAGAUAUAACAAACUGACCCUAGCCCCCCGCCACAUAAACUACUGCAGCAUAAAUACUGGAGGCUGAGACAGGAGGUGUUACACACAAAACAAUUACACACAAAACAUGAUGGGAAACAGAGGGUUAAAUACAAUUAGAUUGAUUGGGGAAAUGAAAACCAGGUGUGUAUGAAAGCAAGACAAGACAAAUGGAUAUAUGAAAAAUGGAGCGGCGAUGGCUAGAAAGCCGGUGACGCCGAACGAACAAGGAGAGGAGCCGACUUCGGUGGAAGUACCCCCCCCCCCUUGACGCGCGGCUCCUACACCGGCCUCGAGGACGACCCGGAGGACGAGGUGCAGGGCGAUCCGACCGGCGAUGGUGAAACUCCCGCAGUAGUUCGGGAUCCAAAAUAUCUGCAACCAGAACCCAGCACCUCUCCUCCGGUCCGUACCCCUCCCACUCCACGAGGUACUGAAGGCCCCCACCCGACGCCUCGAAUCCAGGAUGGAACGAACGAUGUAUGCCGGGGUGGAGGGACCUCCCGCACCUCAGAUUCCUGGAGUGGACCAGCCACCACCGGCCUGAGGAGAGACACAUGGAACGAGAGGUUAAUACGAUAAUAAGAGAGUAGUUGUAAUCUGUAACAUACUUCGUUCACCCUCCUCAGGACUUUAAAUGGCCCCACAAACCCCACAUCCUGGUUGACUCUCUCUACCUGCCCGUUACUUUCGGGGUGAAAACCUGAGAUAAGGCUGAUCGAUCAAUGAGAAAGCAACUGAUUCUCUCCUCAUGAUUCCCCUGCAUAACCAUGGCCAAGGAGAUGGUGGCCUCGCUGAUUAGCCCGGACCCUAAUGGUCGACUAUCUAGAGCGUGUACCGGGAAAGGUCUAACUAUAGGGAAAAUGGGGAUCCCUAACCGAAUGGCUAAGGCUCUGUCGAUAAAAUUCCCAGCUGCGACUGAAUUGAGGAGCGCCUCAUGCUGGGAAUGUAGGGAAAACAAACAGGCACAAAUAGUUGAUCAACAGAGGACUCUGGAUGAGUGUGGUGCAAACUCACCUGGGGUGAUGCCAGAGUGCCCUGCCUGUUGCCUCGACUUCCAGAGGAACCAACACGGCACCGACCGGCAGUGUUUCCUCUGCGGCCACAGAUGGCGCACGUGAUGGCUCCUCCUCCCGUCUCCCUAUGCGCCGCACCUCCUAACUCCAUGGGCACCGGAGCGGGGUUACUGGAUGAUGGAACCAACAGAGCCCCCUCUGGACGUCCUCGGGUGACCAGAAGGUUAUCCAACCGGAUGGACAAAUCCAGCAGUUGGUCAAAGGUAAUGGUGGCAUCCCUGCAGGCCAGCUCACGUCAGACGUCCUCUUGUAGGCUACAUCUAUAGUGGUCAAUGAGGGCUCUCUCGUUCCAGCCCGCUCCGGCGGCCAAGAUUCAGAAUUCAAGGGCGAAGUCCUGGGCGCUCCUCGUCCCCUGCCUCAAAUGAAAGAGCCUCUCCCCCGCCGCUCUGCCCUCAGGUGGAUGGUCAAAGACGGCCCUGAAGCGACGGGUGAAAGUGGUCUGGAGCCUUCUCUCCAAACGGCGUUUGCCCACUCCAGUGCGCUUCCUGUGAGGCAGGAGACGAGAGCGGCCACUCUCUCCCCUCCCGAGGGAUCUGGGUGCACAGUGGCCAGGUAGAGGUCCAGUUGGAACAAGAAUCCCUGGCACUGUGCUGCCGUUCCAUCAUACUCCCUGGGAAGGGAGAGACGCAUCCCCCCAGAAUUCCCUCCGGAUGGAACGGGUGGAGAUAACCCCGGUUGUGCUGGUCGAGGCACUGGAGAGACCUCCUGUCUCUCCCAGUGGUCCAUGGUCUGGACAACGCGACCCAUCAUGGCACCAAGAGGAUGUAGCAUGGCCGAAUGUUCCUGGACUCGUUCCUGGACUCCUCUAACCGGGGUACCUGUUCCUGCUGACUCCAUAUUCUCUGUGUGUAAUUCGGUCAAGGUGUGUAUAAAGGCGAAGUCAGGUGCAGGAGAGCAGAGUAUGAUAAAUUAAGUGCACUUUACUAUAGUUCUAAACCGGGAGCACAACAAAACAAAUGCACUCAAAAAAACGGAACAAUAAAGUAAAGAGCUAAAGAACUUCGCUUGACAUGAAAACAAUUACACACAAAACAUGAUGGGAAACAGAGGGUUAAAUACAAUUAGAUUGAUUGGGGAAAUGAAAACCAGGUGUGUAUGAAAGCAAGACAAGACAAAUGGAUAUAUGAAAAAUGGAGCGGCGAUGGCUAGAAAGCCGGUGACGCAGAACAAGAAGAGGAGCCCGAAGUCGUGACAGUAUAUAACAAACAUAACUGUGAAAAUCAAGUGUUUUCUUUGAGUUCAAUGCCAAGAUAAGAUGUAGAGUUCUUUAAGCAGAAUAAGAAGAAGAAGAAUAUAGGGUAGAGCAAUGAGUUGCAGGCGUAUACACACAAGUCACAUGCAGUCAUUUUCCACAUUCUUAACCCCGAAGGUAGGUUACAUGAGAACAGAUAAGCAGCACAGAGGGUAAGACAGAUCCUGGAGAGUGCCCUCAACCAACCUCAUAUAACUCUUACCUAAUGAUGAAGUGGGCCAACAACAGAGCAAUCAGCAGUCCCUAGAACAGUAUCUGGUGUAUUUCAUGGUCUUGGAGAUUUGUUGUAUACCCUGAAAACAUUUGGUAUUUUGACACAAUUUGAUCACCAUACUGUGGCCUGUAAUGUGUUUAGUAAUCAUGAGAUGUUGUCUUUACAGCUAAUAGUUGUAUGACCUACCAAGUCUUUGAACACAUUUAACUAAUUCAUGGCAUAUGUGUUCUAAUGUGAAUUUAAAUGUUUGCAGCCCAACAGGUCUUACUCUAAGGUUACUCAUAACCCACUGGACACAAUCUGGUUGAAUCAACGUUGUUUCAACAUAAUUUGUCAACGUAUUGUGCCGUUGAAUGUAUGUUUGAAACAUCUGGAUUUGCAAAAAGUCAUCAACCAGUACUGUUUUCUUAUCAAUUCAACCAGCAUUGCAAACAUCGAAAUGAUGGUAAAACUUAAAUACAUUGACUUAACCUGACUAACAGGUUGUUACAUCAAUCUAAUUUCAACAUACUCAUCAAAACUAUCUAUACGUUGAAAUUGUGUUGAAUAUUCCUCUCAGAAUGGUUAAAAAUCUCACAUAAAAUCGACAUGGAAAUUGCAACUAAAUUAAUUUAAUGUGGUGUUGUAAAUACGUUUGAACAUGCAACACCAAAUCCAGGUCACAUUUUCAUCAUAUUUUAAAUGUUGACAUUUUUGCAUAUUCUUACUAUUUAAUCAAUGUCUGUUUUUCAUCCUAUAUUCAAUUGGGCGGUUGAAAUUAUGUUGAAUUUCAUAUUUGAUUAAAAAUAUUUUGUUUUACCUUGUUUCAAAGUUGACAAUAAAAUGGUAUGUUGAUUCAAUGUCAUUGUUUCAAUGUCAUGCCAUCAACCUAAAUAAAGAGAUACCUAUA